Eupeodes corollae is the source of this 1296-nucleotide messenger RNA. RefSeq lists its product as uncharacterized. The transcript is spliced from 2 exons. Bases 1 to 1296 code for a protein of 431 amino acids. Lineage: Eukaryota; Metazoa; Arthropoda; Insecta; Diptera; Syrphidae. Gene Ontology annotation, molecular function: nucleic acid binding. The record is from RefSeq and is a predicted model, not a curated record.
AUGCGUUUCUUUGUAGUUUUAAAAGAUAAGACAAAGGUAUUUGAAGAAUCACCCACGGCAGAAGAGUUGCAUUUAGCAUUCUUGAAAAUUGUUGAAACUGUUCAAAACAACGAAUUUUCCGAGGAGAUUCAAAAACUAAAAAGAAAAUUAACAUUGUCAAAUCAUAUUCAAAAACUCAAUCCAUUCUUACAUGAGUUCAAUGAUAACAAUUGUUCAUUUUCGCUUAUUCGAGUAGGUGGGCGUCUUUUACACGCACCAAUUGAAUACGAUGCCAAGUUUCCAUUACUAUUGACAAAAAAUUCGCAAUUUAUAAAAGUGUACUUAACGCAUUUGCAUAGAAAAAAUUGCCAUGCUGGAGCUCAAGCAAUGGUGGCAUUGCUUCGCCAAAAAAUUUGGAUAAUAAACGCCAAAGAAGCAUGUCAAAAAGUUGUACGAAAUGGCGUACAGUGCUUUAGGUAUAAACCAAAGUUGCUUCAACAAAUCAUGGGAAAUCUGCCAGCAGAUCGGCUGCGAGCACAAAGACCCUUUUUAAUAUGUGGCGUAGAUUUUUGUGGCCCUGUUUAUUGGUCGACGAGGAAUUCCGAAGACGAUUCACUGCGACAACGGGACGAACUUUGUGGGAGCCCAGAGGAUCUUGAAAGAGGUUGGAGAAGAGUUCGAGCGAGGGAAGCAAGCCAUUUACUAGUACGCAGCAGAAGAAGGGUUCAGUUUCGCCUUCAUACCUCCAAGAGCCCCCACUUCGGAGGUCUGUGGGAGGCGGCAGUGAAAGCGGCGAAAACACUGUUGCAUCGUACCGUGGGAAACGCACUCCUAACAGCAGAAGAGCUGCUUACCGUGCUAAUCGAGGUCGAGGCAAUCCUCAAUUCAAGGCCAAUCGCUCCAUUAAGCGCGGACCCCAACGAUGGAGAAGCACUAACGCCAGCGCACUUGUUAGUAGGCAGUCCAUUGCGGUCACUUCCCCCAGAGAAUGUCCCGGAACAGCAGAUGGCUUGCUUGAGAAGAUGGCAACUGCUAUGCUGGCUCAAGCAGCAGUUCUGGCAGAAGUGGUCAAAAGCGUAUCUGCUUUGCCUUCAGGUUCGGUCCAAGUGGAUCAACGAGCAACCCAAUCUCAUCGUGGGAAAGCUCGUUCUCAUUCACGAGGACCACACUCCUCCACAACAAUGGGCAAUGGGCAGAGUCGUGGUGGUCGUCGAAGGGCAGGACGGAAAGGUCAGGGUCACCGAUAUCAAGACACGAAACGGAAUACUCAGACGUCCAAUCGUUAAACUGGCCCUAAUCCCAGAAGAAGAAUUUUGA